Messenger RNA from Orbicella faveolata, 1094 nucleotides. RefSeq lists its product as uncharacterized. Lineage: Eukaryota; Metazoa; Cnidaria; Anthozoa; Scleractinia; Merulinidae. The record is from RefSeq and is a predicted model, not a curated record.
GUACCUCCCAGUAACCGCGUCAGAAAUACAGCUCUACCAAGAAGUACUACAGUGAGCGUACCUUCCAGUAACCGAAUCGAAGAUACAGUUCUACCAAACAACAGCCAUCAGCCUAACAAAGAAGAUUCCAAGUCUUGUUUAAAAGACGCCUUCAAAGACAUCUUGCUUGUUGUUGUCUUCAAUUAUCCAUUCUACGACAGUAUACCUCAUCUGGUUGCUCUGUAUAAACCUGCCUUCCCUAACCUGUUAUUCUGCGGACCGCCUGACAAAACAGCGAGCCCAGACAUUCUCACGGUCGAUAUCAUUCAAGGUUUUCUGGGUUACGAGUGUCUUAGCAGAGCAAUACGGCAACAUCCGGGGUAUAGGGGAUAUUUUUACAUCAGCGAUGAUGUCAUACUGAAAUAUUGGAGCUUUCCGGAUAAUAUUGACUGGGGAAAGUUUUGGGACUCGUACAUUCCUAUCACCAGUCCCGCAAACGGACCUCCAAGCAACGCCUGGUCAUGGUGGAAUUCUCAGUACGGCCUGAGCAACUGCCGAAGAGCUUUAGAAGAUGUGGCGAAAAUGAGCUUAAAGGAGGAGAAACUUAACGGAGGACAGCUUUUAAAUACUCUUGUGAAGAAUGGUAAUGGAACACGGCUAUGCUUUGGCGGUCGCUCGGACGUCUUAUACGUUCCUCAAAAGCACGCCACAGCGUUUUCAACUCUUUCAGAAACGUUUUAUAAACAAAAGGUAUUCCUUGAAAUCGCUGUGCCAACUAUACAUCGCCUUUUAGAGCCAAACGAGAACAUUAGACGUCUUCCUGGAUACUACAUGCCUGACGUGAGUGAUGGCAGGUUUUUCUGGUAUCUUUACUUCCCGCAUAACGAGUAUUACUUCAUGCAUCCGUUUAAACUUCAUCGUCAAGGAAUUGAUAGCAAGUUCAAUUUGGUUAUGAUGAAGUUUAUUUUUAUAGAUAAAAUCAAAGCACUCACUAACUGCACGCCGACGGUCUCUUAAGUAGACUGCAAUCUAGGCGUAUGUGCACGCUAUGCCAUCUAUCUAUCUAUCUAUCUAUCUAUCUAUCUAUCUAUCUAUCUAUCUAUCUAUCUAUCUAU